Messenger RNA from Colletotrichum acutatum, 1453 nucleotides. RefSeq names its product histidinol phosphate phosphatase HisJ family protein. Gene Ontology annotation, biological process: L-histidine biosynthetic process. The transcript is spliced from 3 exons. Gene Ontology annotation, molecular function: histidinol-phosphatase activity. The record is from RefSeq and is a predicted model, not a curated record. Gene Ontology annotation, cellular component: cytoplasm. The coding region runs from base 258 to 1190 and encodes 310 amino acids. NCBI's taxonomy places the organism in Eukaryota, Fungi, Ascomycota, Sordariomycetes, Glomerellales, Glomerellaceae.
AUUCGGCUGGGAUAUCGCAUCUCAUCUUUAGACAUUUGUAGAUAUUGUAUUUCACCGUUUAUUGAAACUGUGAGACGUGGCUCGGCUCAGUUGGAUUUUUUCACUUACUGUCUCUCAAACUACGUCACCAGCCAGCGCCUUUGCGAACUUGGCCAGCAUCGGGAACCUGACUCAUCUCGAGUUCGUCUCAUUCCAUCUCAUCUCAUUCUCUUUCACGUAGACCAACCCAAUACACACACACAACUCAUCAACUCACCAUGGCGUUCACCAUGCACUCCCACUCGGGGCAAUUCUGCCCCGGCCACGCAAAGGACCAGCUCGAGGCCAUCAUUCAGCAUGCCAUCAGUAUUGGCUACAAGACCAUGGGUCUGACGGAGCACAUGCCCCGUCUAGAGAUCGGGGAUCUCUAUCCUGAAGAGCUCGAAGAAGGAGACCCCCAAACAGCCCUCUCCAUCCUCGCCCCCCGUCACGAAGCCUACCUCGCCGAAGCCCAGCGCCUGCGCGAAAAGUACGCCCCGCAAAUCGACCUCCUCAUCGGCUUCGAGGGGGAGUGGUACCGCCCGGCCUACGGUCCUUUCAUCAAGUCUCUCGCGUCCCACCCGGCGGUGGACUACUUUAUCGGGUCGCUGCACCACGUUAACGCCAUCCCCAUUGACUACAGCCGGGACAUGUACGUCGAGGCGAUGAAGUCGGCCGGCCCCGACGAGGAGAGCAUGUACGCGCGGUACUACGACCAGCAGCACGAGAUGCUGACGGCGCUGGAGCCGCGCGUGGUAGGCCACUUUGACCUCGUGAGGCUCAUGAGCGAGGACCCGGGGAGGGACGUGAGGCAGUGGAAGGGGGUAUGGGAGAAGAUUGUGAGGAAUCUGGAGGUCGUCAAGGGGUACGGGGGCUUGUUGGAGUGUAAUAGCAGUGCGUUGAGGAAGGGUCUUGAUGAGCCUUAUCCGUGUCGGCCUAUUGCAGAGGCAUGGUUGGCGAUGGGUGGACGCUUCACAUUCUCAGACGACAGCCACGGUAUCGCACAGGUCGCGACGAAUUAUAAGCGUAACGUCAACUACCUCGAGAGCCUGGGAGUCCAGCAGGUUUUCACGUUUGAGCGUGGGCCGGUGGAGGGGGUGAACGGAGACGCCAAGGCCGUGUUGCGGGAAAAGGGCGUUGCGUUGGCGGCGUUUCGGGAAAACUUCAACUAGAGGAGGCGAGGUGCGAUAGAAUUGUAGACGAAGAAGAAGUGGGAGAAAAGGAACGAACUGGUGCAGAGAAUAGACGUAGAGGUGUGAGAUAGAUGAACGUUUUGGCAAAGGCCCCACGCAUGCUGGGUUUCAUUAUUACUCAUGGUGUAACUUCCUGGUAUUAAGUACCCCUGUGAUCGAUGUUGAAAGCCACUGGGUCGCUGUUUAUCAGAGUAAACCAAGCAGGAAGGUAUGAAACUUGUGAAGUGAGGCGCAGGUGAUGA